AUGGAAAAACGCACUUUAAAGUCUCUAACUAUCGGUGAUAAAAUAAAAAUUAUUGAAGAAGCCAAAAAAGGAGUGAAACGCAAAAAAGAUAUCGCGAGUGAAUUCGGUAUUCCUGCAAGUACCUUAUCGGCUAUAUUGAAGGAUAAAGACAAAAUUCUCAGAGCAGUUGAAGAGGUCCCUUGCUUACCACGUCGACCAUUAAUUCAAGAAAAAGCAGCAGAGUUCGCAAAGAAUUUAAGCCUCACAUUUCAAGCUAGUUCGGGAUGGCUGGAAAAAAUUAAAUCGAGGAACGGAAUCGUAGAAAAAAUCAUAUCAGAAUACGACUCAAAAGACAUUUUUAAUGCACAUGAAUUUGGUCUCUUUUUCAAGUAUACACCUGACAGAACUUUGACAUUCAAAGGAGAUACUUGUCACGGAGGGAAAAAGAGUAAAGAACGUGUAACAGUCAUGGUAGGAGCUAAUAUGACUGGAACAAAAAAAAUUAAAACUCUUCUUGAUUGGAAAGUCAAAACAACCAAGGUGCUUCAAAAAAAGAACGUGGAAUCGUUAACAGUCAUAUACGCGUAUAACAAAAAAGCAUGGAUGUUAUCCACUAUCUAUGAAUCUUGGAUAUUUGACUUGGAUAAAAAAUUUUUCAACGAUAAAAGAAAAGUGCUUCUUUUUGUCGAUAAUUGCCCUGCACACCCAAAAACACUUUUGCAUGAACUAAAAGCAAUACGGUAUAAUGCAAAGAAAUUUGCGAAAAAUGGAUUCCGGACUUGA
Molecule: messenger RNA, 762 nt
Organism: Sipha flava (yellow sugarcane aphid)
Lineage: Eukaryota; Metazoa; Arthropoda; Insecta; Hemiptera; Aphididae
Product: tigger transposable element-derived protein 4-like
Exons: 4
Coding region: 1-762 (253 amino acids)
Cellular component (GO): nucleus
Molecular function (GO): DNA binding
Source: RefSeq, a predicted model, not a curated record